AUGAGACGAACGCCUGUGGGUUCCGCAGGCACCCGAGGUGUGGUUCCGCUCGCUUCUUUUUUCUGUGUCCGGUGGUCCGGCAUCCUCUCUCGCCACCGCCACGCCGGCGCCGUCCAUGCGACAGUCCUCAAGGGCCGCUGGCACUAUCUCGAACAUCCGUGGUGGACGACUGAGUGUGGCUACGCAUACGAGCCGCCAGGCGAUAUCCACAACCUCGAGGUUCCAGAUGGUGUCAAGAAACUAAUUACUAUGUUUCACAUAAUGGGGGUAUACAUCUACGUCGAUCCGAAAGGUGUCCCUGUUGGAGUUCAGGACGUGUCCAGCAAGUUUGAGUGGUCGAGGAGGCAUUACGAGGAUGUUGGCCUGGACGGCAAUUUUGCCGAUGAGUUUGUGCGCUGA
Diaporthe amygdali is the source of this 399-nucleotide messenger RNA. RefSeq lists its product as uncharacterized. The record is from RefSeq and is a predicted model, not a curated record. The transcript has a single exon. NCBI's taxonomy places the organism in Eukaryota, Fungi, Ascomycota, Sordariomycetes, Diaporthales, Diaporthaceae. The coding region runs from base 1 to 399 and encodes 132 amino acids.